AUGGUGAGGAUAAACCAGGGAAUAAAAGAUUUGGUAUCUCGAGGGGCUGUCACCUACCAGCUGGACUAUUCCUGCUGUUACAACACAUUGUUGCUGGAUGAGGAGCGGGGCAAAUUAUUUGUGGGAUCGAAGAAUUACCUCAUCGCUCUCAACUUAGAAAACAUCAGCAAACAUGACAAGAAGAUUUACUGGCCAGCCCCUGUGGAAUGGAGAGAAGAGUGUAACUGGGCAGGCAAGGAUUUACAUGCAGAAUGUGCCAACUUCAUCAAGGUGCUGCAUCCCUUCAACAGAACCCACCUAUAUACCUGUGGCACUGGAGCCUUCCACCCAGUCUGUGCCUAUUUGGAAGUAGGGAGCAAAUGGGACGACCACCAGUUCCGGAUUGAUUUCAAUCAGAUUGAAGAUGGUAAAGGGAGAAGCCCAUAUGAUGCCAAGCAUCUAUCAACCUCCAUUCUGAUUGGUGAGGAGCUGUACUCUGGAGUGGCCACCGACUUGAUGGGCCGUGAUUUCACCAUCUUCCGGAGCCUUGGGCAUCGCCACUCCAUCAGGACAGAGCAGCACGACUCACGCUGGCUAAACGAUCCCAAGUUUGUGGGCUCCUUCUGGGUCCCAGAGAGCGACAACCCGGACGAUGACAAAAUCUACUUCUUCUUCCGAGAGAUGGCCGUCGAAGGGCAGAACCUGGGCAAGUCCACCUUCUCGCGAGUGGGCCAACUGUGUCGGAACGACCACGGAGGUUUGAGAAGCCUGGUGAACAAAUGGACCACGUUUCUGAAGGCCCGUUUAAUCUGUUCAGUCCCAGGAAGUGAAGGAAUUGAUACUCAUUUUGAUGAGAUCAGGGAUGUCUUCUUCCUCCAGACGAGGGAUCGCAGGAACCCUUUAGUCUACACGGUCUUCAGUACUUCAAGCAAUGUCUUCAAAGGCUCAGCUGUGUGUGUCUACAGCAUGAACGAUAUUCGCAGAGCUUUCCUGGGACCCUUCGCCCAUAAAGAGGGUCCAAACUAUCAGUGGGUACCAUACCAGGGGAAAGUGCCAUACCCUCGGCCAGGAAUGUGUCCAAGCAAAACCUUUGGGGGCUUUCAGUCAACCAAAGAGUUUCCUGACGACGUCGUACUGUUUGCUCGAAACCAUCCCCUGAUGUACAAUGCCAUUAACCCCAUUGGCCAUCGACCAAUCCUGGUGAAAACCAAUGUUGACUACAGCUUCACUCAGAUAGUGGUAGACAGAGUGGAUGCAGGCGAUGGACGCUAUGAUGUUAUGUUUAUUGGAACAGAUAUCGGGACAGUUUUGAAAGUCAUCUCGGUGCCAAAGGAAAGUUGGCAGAACAUGGAAGAGCUUCUUCUCGAAGAGCUGCAAGUCUUCCAGGACUCUGCACCUAUAACCAGUAUGCAACUCUCAUCAAAACGACAACAACUAUACAUUGGCUCAGAUACAGCCAUCUCCCAGCUGCCUUUGCAACAUUGCAGUAUCUAUGGGAAAGCAUGCGCUGAGUGCUGUCUGGCCCGAGAUCCCUACUGUGCCUGGGAUGGAAACAGCUGCACCAGAUACCUAGCGAAUACCAAAAGGCGAUUUCGACGUCAAGAUGUGAGGAAUGGAGACCCCAAUACACUUUGCUCAGGAGAUGAUAAAAGACAGGAAGAAGAGGUGCUUGAAAAUUACAAGAGCGGAAGGAAUUUGGGUAAAGCAACCCCAGAGAAGGAAUUGUUGAUAUUUCACUAA
Rhincodon typus (whale shark) is the source of this 1719-nucleotide messenger RNA. RefSeq names its product semaphorin-3B-like. NCBI's taxonomy places the organism in Eukaryota, Metazoa, Chordata, Chondrichthyes, Orectolobiformes, Rhincodontidae. The transcript has 16 exons. Gene Ontology annotation, molecular function: semaphorin receptor binding; chemorepellent activity. The record is from RefSeq and is a predicted model, not a curated record. The coding region runs from base 1 to 1719 and encodes 572 amino acids. Gene Ontology annotation, biological process: positive regulation of cell migration; neural crest cell migration; axon guidance.